Neoarius graeffei (lesser salmon catfish) is the source of this 2356-nucleotide messenger RNA. It is a transcript of the gene hnrnpm, whose product is annotated as heterogeneous nuclear ribonucleoprotein M. The record is from RefSeq and is a predicted model, not a curated record. Bases 129 to 2135 code for a protein of 668 amino acids. Gene Ontology annotation, biological process: alternative mRNA splicing, via spliceosome; regulation of mRNA stability involved in response to oxidative stress. NCBI's taxonomy places the organism in Eukaryota, Metazoa, Chordata, Actinopteri, Siluriformes, Ariidae. The transcript is spliced from 16 exons. Gene Ontology annotation, molecular function: mRNA binding. Gene Ontology annotation, cellular component: post-mRNA release spliceosomal complex; nucleus; cytoplasm.
UAUCCAUUUCGUCUCUUCGCCGCCAUUUCAGCCGUCCAGGAGCGCAGUGAUUAGGCAGCUUAGUAUAAUCGCGUGAUUUGAUAAAUACACCAAUAAUUUUAGCUGUUACUUGUUUUGACGUAAUUUGCAUGUCAGGAGAAGAAGAAACGUUAAAAAUGUCGUCUAAUGCUGCCCCAGAGAAACAAGGCCAAGGAAAUGCAGUGAAUGGAAAGCCCAGCCAUGAGUCCAGGAAGGAGAGAUCCUCCAAGCGAGGAGGUGGUAGAUACGAGCCCUAUGCCAACCCCUCCAAGAGAUACCGGGUUUUUGUGAGCAACAUUCCCUAUGAUGUCAAAUGGCAAGCGCUAAAGGACCUAAUGAAAGAAAAAGUGGGUGAGGUAACGUACGUGGAACACUUAAUGGACGCGGAAGGCAAAUCAAGGGGUUGUGCGGUGGUUGAGUUUAGAACUGAAGAACUAAUGAAGAAGGCUGUGGAUAAAGUCAAUAAACACAACAUGAAUGGACGUCCUUUGAAAGUCAAAGAGGACCCAGAUGGUGUGAUUGCCCAGCGUGAAGCCCACAGGUCUCAAGGUGGUGGUGGUGGAGGACCUCUUGGUGGAAUGGGUGGUGGAAUGGGUAUGGGACCUGGACCUGGUGCUCCCCCCAUGGUCAACAUCCCGCCAAGUCUCUUGGACAAUCCAAACAUUCCUAAUGAGAUCAUCCAUGGUCUUCAAGCUGGCAAGAUAGGAAGCACAGUUUUUGUGGCAAAUCUUGACUAUAAGGUGGGCUGGAAGAAGCUGAAGGAGGUGUUCAGCAUGGCUGGGGUGGUUGUCCGCACAGACAUCCUCGAGGACAAAGACGGGAAGAGCAGGGGCAUGGGCACAGUCACUUUUGAAAUGCCCAUUGAAGCUGUGCAAGCAGUCUCCAUGUUCAAUGGUCAACUGCUGUUCAAUCGAACCAUGCAUGUAAAGCUGGAUGAGAAAUCUAUGCCCAAGGGUGACUUUUCACCCCCUGAGAGAGCACCUGCACUACCCCGUGGUCUGAGUGGUAUUGGUCUGGGACUAGGGCCUGGUGGACAACCCAUUGAUGCUACACAGCUGAACCGUGGUGCAGGGAUGAACAAUAUGGGGCCUGGAGGAAUGGAUGGGAUAGGAUUUGGUGGCAUGAGUAGAAUGGGAGGACUGGAUAAUUUUGGAGGGGGAAUAAACAACGUUGAUCGAUUUGGGCCGUCUGGAAUGGGAAGGAUGAACGACAUGGAUCGGGGAAUUGGGGCUGCCUUUGAAAGAGAAUUUGGUGGUCGCAAUGAGAUGGGCAUGACCCGCAAUAACUUUGGAGACUCUUUUGACCGAGGAAUGGGUAAUUCCAUGGGAAUGGAUCGCAUGAGUUCUGGCAUGGACCGACUUGGUGCCAAUGUGGAUCGUAUGGGCAGUCUGGACAGAAUGGGGAUGGAUCGUAUGGAGCGUCUGUCUGACCUGGACAGGAUGGGUUCUGGCUUUGAUCGUAUGGGCUCCAGCAUGGAUCGACUGGGACCCAGUAUAGACAGGCUGGGGUCUGGCCUGGACCGUAUGAGCUCUGGCAUGGACCGCCUGAGUCAAUCCAGUUUUGACCGCCUAGGUCCAUCCAGCCUGGAGCGCAUGAGUGCAGGCAUGGAUUUUGCCUCACCAAUGGGCAUGGACAGAAUGAAUGCUGGUCUUGACCGCAUGGGGUCCAGCUUUGAGCGCAUGAGUUCGGGUGGGUUGGACCGCUUCCCAGCCCCAGGAAUGGACCGCAUGGGAUCCAGCAUUGACCGCAUGGAUCGCAUGGGCUCUGCUGGUGUGGGAGGACAGUUUGAUCGAGGUGCAGAUAUGGACCGUGGUAACUUUGGCAGCUUCGGUUCAGCAGGGCAAGGAGGGCCGGGAGCUGGAGCCAGUGCCAGAAAGGGCUGCCAGAUCUUUGUCAGAAAUCUGCCAUUUGAUUUUACCUGGAAGAUGUUGAAGGAUGCCUUCAAUUCAUGUGGUAUGGUGCAGUAUGCUGAUAUCAAGAUGGAGAAUGGCAAGUCCAAGGGUUGUGGUGUGGUUCGUUUUGAUAGCCCUGAAACAGCAGAGCGUGCUUGCUGUACUAUGAAUGGCUAUCGACUGAAUGGCAGAGAGAUUGAUGUGAGGAUUGACAGAAAUGCGUAAUCCUCCACCAUCCUGCCCUAUCUGCUUUCUACACUUCUAUACAGAGCUUUCCAUGUUUGUUCAUUACAUUUCUACUAAAGCAAAACUGGUGCUGGUUUUGCUUGUUUAAGUUUUUAGAGACCAAAUUUUAUUUUUCUUACCCUCCCCACGUUUUAUCCUUAUGCUACCCAGAAAUAGCCCAUGAUAAAGGUUUGACAAUAAAUCUCAAGUGUUGAAACUUG